CGGUAUCAUUUUUUGAAUUCUUACCACCAGCUACAGUCAAAUGUGAUGCUACUAUCUGGAAUCAUUUUAUUACUGAACACGCUCACCAAUCUCGACGUUGACACGUACCGCAUAUCUCAAGUCAAAUCAAAACUUCAGAAAGCGUCUGGGCAAUAUCACCAGUUUGGUCCUUUGCUGAUCCUACAUACGUGUGACGACGGUGUUGAACAUGGCCAGCAAUUGAAAUCAAAUCAGGUUCGGGAAAUGACCUCAAGUAAUUUUAACGCAGUAGCGACGGCGCUGAAUUUUCUCGUUGUUGCCCACGCCGUCGUCUUUCUCAAGCUCGCAAUUAACCUUGCCUUCCUCAACUUCGCUCAUGCACAUUGAAAGAAGACGGUACUAGAUUUGCUGCCCUUCUAAAGUUUCAAGCGCAGGUCCCUUGCGCCUACGAUUGGCACUAAUAGUUGCCCAAUGAUGCGUCCCGAUGCGUCUUAUCUAUAUGCAUCCAUUGGGUUCUCCCUCGGGCACGCAAACACUGGUUCAUCGGUGAUACUCGAGUAUAGGUAGCGGAAUGAGCUUCGAGUCGUGAAGUCGAAUACUUAUUUAUAUAUACAGGUAUAGUAAGCGGAUGUAGCCUUCGAAAACUCCGUAGCUGGGUCUCUUCUCGAUGAGCACGCAUUAUUGAGUGAUAGGAUCUGGAUAGGAUGUAUUGAUGGCGCCAGUAACAUAGAGAAAGUUUCGUGGGACCCUCACAAUCCAUCACUUGAC
Molecule: messenger RNA, 747 nt
Organism: Lentinula edodes (shiitake mushroom)
Lineage: Eukaryota; Fungi; Basidiomycota; Agaricomycetes; Agaricales; Omphalotaceae
Exons: 2
Coding region: 46-366 (106 amino acids)
Source: RefSeq, a predicted model, not a curated record